AUGGGACGGUCCUAUUACUACAAUUUCAUCAUUCUUUGUGUGCUGUUUGUGGCACAGAAGGAAGCCGCCCAUGCGGCAUCCACGAUAACCUCGGCAGUCCCCUCCAUUAUUCCCAAUCCGUUUGCCAAGAAAAAGGUAUCCAAGUUUGCCCAACUCCAAUCCUUUGUGCUGGGACGAAACGGAAAGAAGAAAAAUGGCAAUGGCGGCAGUAGUAAUAACAACAACAACAACAACAAUCAAAAGAACAACAACAACAACAACAACAACAAUCAAAAGAACAACAACAACAACAACAAUGCCGAAAUUGUCCGGAUACAGGCCCAAAAUGUACUAGCCGGACUAGCAUCGGCCAUUGCCUUGAUCCCAGAAGCUUCCACCUUUGCCAUGACAGCAGGCUUGAGUCCAUUGGUGGGUUUGGGGUCCACCAUCAUAAUGGCAACUUUUAGUGGCACCUUGGGUGGAAGGCCGGGCCUCGUCAGUGGAGCCAGUGCGACCGUGUCCAUGAUAUUAAAGCCAUUGUGCCAACAAGAAGGACCCUUAAUGGUGGGUUUGGCCGUCAUUCUGGCUGGUUUGAUGCAGAUUUGUCUCGGGUUGACUCGAUGCGGAAAGUAUAUCCGAGUGGUGCCGCGGCCUGUGAUGCUUGGAUUUGUCAAUGGCCUAGCCAUCAAGGUAGUUCAAGCGCAGAUCCCUCACUUUCAACAUCCACAUGGAGUCUGGUUGCGUGGAACCGCAUUGAAGUGGCACUCGAUACUGGUAGUAGCAUCCGCACUCAUCAUUGAAUAUUUUCCCAAGAUUGCCAAGGGAUCGAUAAUACCAUCCCCGUUGAUUGCUCUAGGUUUUGCGUCCAUUUUAGUGGAAAAGAUGGAACUCCCAGUACCCAAGUUGGUGGACAUUGUCGGUCCAGAAGCCUUUCAAGGUGGGAUUGGAACGCUGGUACAGGCUCUGUUUCCAUUUGCUGGUUCGGCUGACGAAUCGUCAGUGGGAAUUCAAAAAUGGCUGCCACCGUAUGGAUCCAUUCUCACGCUGGAGCAUCUGAGAAAGGUAUUUCCAACAGCAUUGGAGGUGGCCGUGGUUGGCUUGUUGCAAUCCCUAUUGGCAUUGCAAAUUGUCGACGAACGCACGAAUACAAAAGGAAAGAAUACCAAAGAAAGCAUCGCCCAAGGAUUAGGCAAUCUAGUCAGUGGAAGCAUGGGAGGCAUGGGCGGUUCGGCAUUACUGGGGCAGUCUCUAGUUAAUGUUCAAGCGGGUGGUACCGGCCGACUGUCCAGUAUCGCUGUAGCUAUCUUUGUCUUGGCGGGAGUCACUUUCUUUGCUCCAAUCUUGGAAAGAAUACCCGUGGCUGCCUUGGUUGGUCUGAUGCUGACUGUUGCCCAGCAUACCUUUUCUUGGGGCUUGCUGGAUUCCAUGGUGAAGGGUCAAGUGCCAUGGGCCGACAUUAUCCUCACGGUUUCCGUGACAUUGACUACUACCUUUGUCAACAUGGCAGCAGCAGUAGGAUUGGGCGUAUUGGCGUCAGCCCUUCGAUUUGCUUGGCAGGCUAGUUGCAAUAUAUCCGCACGUUCUACAGGCAAAGGAACAUCCUUGCAAAAUCGUUACAUAAACGUGCAAGGACCACUCUUCUUUGGGAGCGCCUUGACCUUUCAAAAAUUAUGCCAACCAUCGGAACAAGACCGCGAGAUUGCCACCAAGCUUGAGAAUCGAUUUUUGUUAAAGGCCAAAAGCAAAGCAAACGAAGGUACUAGCGAAGAGACUCCAUCACAUCCUCCCAAGUUUAUGACGGGUCGAGAAACAGUGAUUGACUUUUUGAAUUCUCAAGUUUGGGAUCAUGCGGCCAUUAUGGCUAUCGAAUCAGUGUGCAAGCGAUAUCAUGAUCUCGGCGUCAAACUUCACUUGCGCCAUGUCAGUCCUGACUGUCGGGAAAAGAUUCUAGAAUGUUCCGAUGUUGGCGAGUGGUCGACCGAAUUUGAUGUGGAUGCGUCUUCAGAUCCAACCUAUCUGGUGGGCGUGGAUCCAAUCAACAAGUCGCAACGUUUGAAAAAAUAG
Molecule: messenger RNA, 2043 nt
Organism: Cylindrotheca closterium
Lineage: Eukaryota; Bacillariophyta; Bacillariophyceae; Bacillariales; Bacillariaceae
Source: the annotation of a GenBank genome assembly